CGGCGAUAGAGUCAACAUCCGGCGACGCAGAGAUGCGCACGUUUCGGCGCUCGCCGAGGGAAAAGGGACGCCGCGAUCGUGACUUCGGGACAUGAGAGCGACGAUGAAGCCCGCUAGCCUGCACACCAGCACCUGAGGAGCACACUCGCUUCCAGCAGUACGUGCGACAACGGAUUCGCCCGCGUCAUUCGGGAUUUACAUAAGCUCACUUUUUCGUCCUAAAUUUGAUCAUAAAACGAUCGAGAGGCUACCCGUUCUACCAACGAGGUUAUAGAAUUACUCAUUCCUUGAUUGUUAGUGUGGGUACACUACCAGUACUAGUAAGAAUAUUCUUUACUCGUGUACCUUGUUCCAAGAGGUUCUCGACGUCCAUAAGCAAGGACACGAGAGCCAUGUCAUCAGGCGCAGGUUCCAGUGGAACUGGCCGGGGGCGUGGUUCAUCGCUGGCAGACAAUAAGCCAGAGAGCAAAGAAGCAAAGCCAAAUCCAAAGAUGUCAAAAGCUUUAGGAACAUCUGCCAAAAGGAUACAAAAAGAAUUGGCGGAAAUCACAUUAGACCCACCGCCAAAUUGCAGUGCAGGACCUAAAGGUGAUAAUUUAUAUGAAUGGGUAUCAACAAUACUUGGACCUCCUGGUUCAGUUUACGAGGGAGGAGUAUUCUUCUUGGAUAUACACUUUUCUCCAGAAUAUCCUUUUAAACCUCCAAAGGUCACAUUCCGAACGCGUAUCUAUCAUUGCAAUAUAAAUAGUCAAGGUGUAAUUUGCCUAGAUAUAUUAAAGGACAAUUGGUCUCCCGCGUUGACCAUUUCCAAGGUUUUAUUGUCUAUCUGUUCCCUCUUAACAGACUGUAAUCCAGCGGAUCCUUUAGUAGGAAGUAUAGCAACGCAGUAUCUACAGAACAGAGAGGAACAUGAUCGUAUAGCACGGCUUUGGACAAAGCGUUAUGCUACAUGAACGAUUUGUCAAAACAGUUAUCUCCGUUCUCUCAAAUUGAGGAACGGAUACUUAAGGGAGCCUGUUUAUCUAUAUUAAAGUUUUGAUUAUUCGAACUGAUCAAUUAUAUUUAAUGAAUUAAUCAAAGUUAGUGAAAUAAUUGUAGUGAAAUUAAUUAUAAUCAAUCAGAGAUAAUCGCGUUUUUCUCGAUUAUUCGAACGUUAUUUUUGAUACAUUGAAAGUUCUACAAGUUAUAGUUUACUUAAAAUUAUUUAUUGUACUUUUAUUAUCAUCGAUAGAAGUUAAGUGAAUUAAAGAAAAAAAAAAUGAUAUUUAAUCUGUCGAUAAUAUUUUUAAACAUAGGAUGAAAAUUUAUAAAAGGUAAAUAAAAUUUGUAAGAAAUUAAAUUAAUCGGUAAUUUAUUUAAGUGUUAGUAUUUUACUAAUGAAAACGAAUACUCGGUUAUUCGAACAAAUUUCCCAAAAAAGAAUUUAAUAAUAUAUUGAAUUCUCGUCUAUUUAAUUUGUGUCUCUUUACGAAUAAUAAUUAUUUGAUAAAUUGAUCAUUCGAAUAAUCAUACUUUUGACUCUUCGCACCUUCGACAAUUUAUCGUCUGUAUAUGUAUGUCGAUCGAAGGAUUGCUUUAAAUGAAAGACUCUUCGAGAUCGUCGAUUCGAUCAUUGUGAUGUGCUUUUAUAUUGAGUAUGUAAAUGUGCCUAAGAUGAAUGAAUGUGUGUGUAUGUGCAACCAAUACUCUCUUUUUCACCUUACAACUCUUGAGGUAAAAUUCAUAUCUUCGAGACUGUAUUUUUAUGAAUAUAUUUCAUUUUCAGUAUAGUAAAAAGUAUGCAUCCACAUUUGAGUUGCUAAAUAAAAUGUAAUUUCUUUUAAACAACGAAUUAUAUGUUUAGUGUUAACGUUAGUAACUUGUAUGAGUAGUAUAUUCAACUGGAAAAAAAAGUAAUAUUUUUUAUAGUGUAUUCAAAGAAAAGUACAGCCUAAAGUCCUAAAGUUUUCUAAAUAAAAAUUGUUAUGCAGUGUCUUCCAAUAACGUAAAUAAUAAUUUUUUAAUUGUAAUUAAUUGAAUACUUAAAUUUGGUUCUUUUCAAAAGUGUUCCUCAAGAGUGAAAGAGUGAAAGCGAGAGUUUUCCGUUCUUUUCUUUUGUCCUUUGCUUGUUUUGUUCAUCUGCUCGUUUUAAGAAUUUGCGAUGAGAUAGUAUUUAAAAUGGUACGUCCAUUGGUAGUACCAAAUAAUAUUGAUAGGUUAGGCAAUAUUAUGAACAAUACGAAUAACCCGACUUGUAAUUAAGCUGGUAGUUAUCAGAAGGGGCCCUACAAAUUUUUCAAUUCACUAUUUUGCAUAAAAUACGAAACUUGAAACGAUUUCGUUCUAUCAAAAUAAGACAGAAACUUACUCUGCUCGAAUGCAAACAUUAUCGUACUUAUAUUUAUUCAUGGAGUAUUAAAUUUUUACAAAUCUAACAUUAAAUGAUAAAUGAGUGGCGAUUGCAAUUACUUAAAUAUAAUGCUUAACUAAGUUCAUAAAAUUGAACUUUUAAUAAUUUGAAAAUUUCUUUUUUUAACAAUAUGAUCGGCCCCCGUAAAAUUUAAAUCGUCGUAAUUGUAAAUAGACAUAAUUUUCUGUAUAUUAAUGAUAAAUUGCAAAUUAGAGUUUUCACCAGAUUUUUGUCUAUCAUAUUAAUGAAAUUACUAUUAAACAAUGGUAUUAUCUAAAGACUAUAUAAAAUUGUGUUCUUUUUAAAUAUGAAUUGAUGAAAACAAAUUGAUUAUUCAAAUUGUAAAAUAAACGUUUUAUGUCGACUAAUUAUUCGGAUAAUUUUAAUAGACUACAAAAUACAUAAUAAUAAUAAUAAUAAUUGUUCCUUUUACAGAACAAAUUUGUAGAAAAAAAAAUGUUUAUCGAUGAAUGUCACAGUGUUAUAUAUCGCAAAUAGUUAUGAAUGAUAGAAUUUAAAAUAAUUAAAAAUAUCUAAAAAGCAGAAAAUUCACUAUUUCAGUUAAUUAAUUAUUGUACAGGUCAUAAAAGCGCGAAAAGAUUUCACUUUUAUUUGAUUGGAAUUGCUGUUGAGAUUCUUGUAAAUAUAUUCUGCGAGGUUCUUGAAAGAAAAUGAUAUACAAAUCUUUUGGACCCCUAAAACUGUAUAUAGAUUGCACGUAGAAUUUGCUCUUUUGUAAUUAAACGUUAACAAACAUUUUUAACGUAACGUAUUCCAUCUAAGAUAUUAUAUAAAAGAAAGUGAAAUGAUUCUUUCGAUCAAUAAGAAAAACAAAAAGUUAAUAUUUUAAUAAUUUUCUAAGUAUUCUAAGUUGAAAUAACUAUGAAUCUUUGUAAACUAGGGAUUCUGUAAAAAUUUCAAGACUGUAUUUAAUGUAUGUUUGGAUGUUUGGAAAUUUUAACAAUACUUAAAAAGGGUUUUUAAGACGAACGUAUUCAACCCCUACUAUCUCCUGCGAAUUUUUCUUUUAAGUAUUUUUGUUCUUCACAAAUAGUUUAUAAGAAGCUACAAAAGAGCAUCCUAUAUAAGUAAUGAAUGUUAGUCUGCUAAUCUUAUAAGUGAAUACAAAAUAAAAUAAAAGAAAAAACUGAUUACAUA
Molecule: messenger RNA, 3547 nt
Organism: Osmia lignaria (orchard mason bee)
Lineage: Eukaryota; Metazoa; Arthropoda; Insecta; Hymenoptera; Megachilidae
Gene: Ubc2
Product: ubiquitin conjugating enzyme 2
Source: RefSeq, a predicted model, not a curated record